Ziziphus jujuba (common jujube) is the source of this 1362-nucleotide messenger RNA. RefSeq names its product receptor-like protein 35. The record is from RefSeq and is a predicted model, not a curated record. The transcript has 6 exons. Gene Ontology annotation, molecular function: protein binding. NCBI's taxonomy places the organism in Eukaryota, Viridiplantae, Streptophyta, Magnoliopsida, Rosales, Rhamnaceae. Bases 1 to 1362 code for a protein of 453 amino acids.
AUGGAUGAAGCAAUAUUUGUUGCUGCAUUGAAGAGCAACCUCAAAUUAGAUCCUACUGCAUCGAAAAAGCUGGUUCAAUGGAAUCAAAGUUCCGAUUGCUGUUGCUGGGGAGGUGUAAGCUGCCAAGAGAAGGCACAUAAUGACUUCAAGUCUGCACCUAGGAUUGGUAACCUCACAAACUCUAGUGUUUUGAAUUUCUCUAAUGCUGGUUUUGAGGGACAAAUUCCAAAAGGGCUAUCACGUCUGACCAGGAAUGACUGGUGUCAGGCUUUAUCAUCUUCAUUGCCUAAUCUGCUAGUGCUGAGCCUGUCCAACUACCAUGUAUCUGUCCCUAUUCAUUACUCACUUCUGAAGCUUCAUUCUUUGUCAGUGAUUCGACUCGAUGGCAACCGUUUGUCUGCUCCUGUUCCUGGAUUUUUUGCAAAUUUCACAAAUUUAACUUCCUUGGGUCUUACUGAGUGCAAGUUGAAUGGAACAUUUCCCAAAAAGAUCUUUCAGGUACCAACACUAAGGACUCUUGACAUAUCAUUAAAUAAAUUACUCGAUGGUUCUUUUCCAGAAUUUCCUCUGGAGGGUGCUUCAAAGUCUAGUAAUUGGCUCCACCAGUUUGUCACACAAUUUACCAGCAUUUACCAUCUUAAGCAGUUGUUUAGAUUAGACCUUAGCUAUUGCGGUUUCAAUGGAACACUUCCAACUUCUAUUACUAGGCUUACCCAGCUGGUUUAUCUGGAUUUAUCAUUAACUUCACAGGGAAUGAUUAAUGGUGAAGAUGAAGAUCAAUCAAAGCUUAAGCACCUCCAGUUUCAGUUUCUUCAAGUAAUCCCAUCGCUACAUUAUCAGAACACAACGACAGUUACUUUGAAAGGUUCAGAGAUAGAGCUGGUGAAGAUCCUAACUCUGUUCACCUCCAUUGACCUUUUCAUGCAACAAGUUCAAGGGACUAAUACCAGAAGAAUUGGGACAGCUCCAACCUCUCCAGAAACAGUCUUGAGUGGCAAAAUUCCAAAUGAGCCUGCAAAACUUACUUUCCUUUCAUUCCUGAACCUCUCAUAUAAUCAACUGGUAGGGAAGAUCCCAUCGGGUAAUCAGAUACAAACAUUUAUAGCAGAUUCCUUUGCAGGAAAUAAAGGACUGUGUGGUCCUCCUUUGAUGCAAAUGUGCAACAUUCCCAACAAGCUACCAGAUGCAAAAACAAAUGUUGUAUCAGAAGAAGAUGAGUUUGAUUGGCUGUCCACUGGGUUUAUAGUCGGAUUUGGAGAUGUUGUAGCUUUCCUACUGUUUUGGGUGAAAGGGAGAAGUUGGUUGGACAAUAUGACUAACAAAAUUCGUUUGGUUGCUCUUCCAAUGCUGGGUUUUGUUUGA